AUGGCUACUGAAAUUAGUCGCGAAACUAGAAGCAGGUCGGAAGCAAGGAAGGAGUUUGAUAGUUAUGUUCAAUCAGAAGCUUUUGUAUCCUUACUUGAUGAUGCUAUAUCCAAGCAGUUUGAAAAGUUUUUCUCUUCUGAAGAUUUAAAAAAAAUGUUGGUGGCGACUACAACGUCUGUGGUUUCUACAGUUGUUAAAGAAUCUGUACACGCCUCUCUGGACGAAGUGAUUUGGGAAAAUGUUAUGCCUUUAAAGAAGCAAAUUGAAGGUUUAUCUGCACAGCUGAACGAAGUUAAAAUGUAUGCAAACGAGAAUGAACAGUAUUUCGAGGCGCUGCAAUAUUUGUAUUUUUGGACUUCCAGAGCUUGAAGAUGAAAACUGCUAUGAAGUCGUUACUGAAUUUUGCAAGACGAAGCUUGGCUAUAACCUUGAGCUAUGUGAAAUUAACAGGACACAUCGUGUGGGAAGACUAAGGCCUGGCAAACAACGAGCUAUUAUUGUCAAAUUCUGUUCUUAUCAAAGCAAGAUUAAAGUCAUGAAGUGCAAAAAAAAUCUCAAGGGAACUUCAAUAUAUGUCAAUGAAGAUCUGACUUUUUUUAAUAAAGAAUUGUUUAAUUAUGCACAUACUAAUCUGAAAGACCUUCCUGUCUGGUCAACGGAUGGAAAAGUUUUGAUAAAACAACAAAGUGGGUGUAUUGUUAGAGCUAAAACCAAAGAUGAUGUUAAUGGAUUAAGGGAUAAUUAA
Paramuricea clavata is the source of this 745-nucleotide messenger RNA. The record is from the annotation of a GenBank genome assembly. NCBI's taxonomy places the organism in Eukaryota, Metazoa, Cnidaria, Anthozoa, Malacalcyonacea, Plexauridae.